This is a messenger RNA of Carya illinoinensis, 712 nucleotides long. Its product is annotated as protein SPIRAL1-like 2. Gene Ontology annotation, cellular component: cortical microtubule, transverse to long axis. The coding region runs from base 183 to 506 and encodes 107 amino acids. The transcript has 3 exons. Gene Ontology annotation, biological process: cortical microtubule organization. The record is from RefSeq and is a predicted model, not a curated record. Lineage: Eukaryota; Viridiplantae; Streptophyta; Magnoliopsida; Fagales; Juglandaceae.
UCCGACAUUGACCACGUCAAUGUUUUGCUACUUCAACCUAAACAUAAGCAUCAUCAUCGAUGAGAACCACUAUAUUAAAACUAGUUAGCUUUGCAUUUUGCUUCGCAUUCUCUGUUUGCUUUUCUUCAGGUUUUGGUCUCCCAAAACCAAAGUUAAGAAUAUCCGACUGAAAUUGGGAGGAAAUGGGUCGGGGUGUCAGUGCCGGCGGUGGACAGAGUUCUUUGGGUUACCUAUUUGGAACAGGAGAGACCACUAAGAAUACCCAAGUUGCUCAGAACCAAGAGCCAGCAACAAAAAAUGGGCCUUCACUAAAGACUGCUGCUGCUUCACAACCAAUCGAUAAGCAGAUUCCAGCAGGUGUUCAGGGGCAUCUUACGAACAAUUACUCCCGGGUUGAUGGGCAGAACUGUGGCAACUUUAUUACGGAUCGGCCUUCAACCAAAGUUCACUCUGCCCCUGGUGGUGGAUCUUCGCUGGGGUACCUCUUUGGUGGUGGUGGGAACUGAUGUCUUUGAUCCUCGUGAAUGCAUCAGUCAUGCACUAUGAGCUGAUAUCAUUCAUUAUUGUUAAAAUAAGUAUCUCUUCUAUGAAAAAAAAUGUACUUUGUCCUUGGGCAGUGUAGAAUUGUCUGGAUGGAAUUUAUGUGGCUGGACAUACUUUGAUUUAAAGAAAUGGAAGAAGAAAAAACAGAGGUCGUGGAUUUUAUAUCAAA